GUCGUACCCCGUCUGCUUUGGAGGGAGAGACAGGAUCCAGACCCAGACACGCUGCCGCGCCGCGCGCCUCCCUCCCACACACACACACAGAGAGUCGGCGGGUUGACUGUGUCGGUCUGUCUGUCGGUCUGUCUGCCUGCCUGCUUGCCUGUCUGUCUGUCUGGAUGAAUGCCUGGGAUGAGCGCGGGACGGCGGUGGUACGCGCGAGAGCUUGGCUGGGCCACGUAGCGGGGCUGAGGAGGACGCCGGUGCGCAGGUAUCUCCGCAGCCCGUACAGCGCAUCGACAAAUAUUCUGGCACAUUUUGCACACAAAGACCACUGGCACUGGCCUCUCUAAAUGCACAUCCGCCAAAGUAGAGGGAGGGCGAGCCAGAGAAGUGCGCGUGCAACCCUGAAUCUGUGCAACUCUGAUUGCACGGUCGCAAGAGGGAGGUCGCCCUCGACGGAGGUAACGCACAGUAAAUGGCUGUACCAGACACAGAGGUCCUCACAGAAUUUCAUUGUAUGCUGUUGAGCUGCUCUGCAGUUUGACGUCCCCAGCACUCUACAGGGCAGCCGCCCUCAGAGAAACUGAAUCUGAGAACUGUCACCAACUCCAGUAAUUACUGAAGUGGAACUUAGCUUUACAUGCAAUCCGAGCCUUUCAUUUUGCAUUCUGAAUUUUAAGCAUAUGGAACAAAAUUUGGAACCGAUUGUAUGUCGUUCCAACUGCGUUUCUUACCUUGGAAAGCAUGGAUGCUCUCUUUGAAUCAGGUUGACAGUCUCUCACCUCAUCCCCUCCUUCCUGUCACUUCAACCAAAGGAAGGUGGGGGAUUGGUGUGGCGUCCCCUGCCCCUCCUUGUAGGGUAGGCUAGUCUACAUAACCCUUAUUCUCUUGCUUUGCCGUGUGCACCUACCAACUCCAUCCUUCCCCAUGAAAUCCUGCCAGAGCCUCAAGGAGGAGGUUUCCGUCCCUAGCCUUGGCGGGAUGUCACAGGAGGAAGGACGUAGGGCGCCGGUGUCCCAGUCCUAUUUUCACUCUACGAACCCAGACCUGGACCUGUCGGGAAAGCUUUACAAGAGGGAGGUUGGUGGCAAGCCUUAUUCUGUGUUAGUGGACAAUAAAAUGGCAGCCAAGACUUCCAUUGAUCAGAACAUUGGUUCCAUUCAACAUGUGGCUCCACAACAACAUCAGCAGUAUUUCAGAGAGGUAGCUGGCCAGGAGGUGGGGACGCAGGGGUCACAAGCAGGAAAUGAGGGAUCCUCUGAUGACACUGAAGAUGAAGAGGAAGAUGAGGAGGAGGAAGAAGAAGGUGAGGAUGGUGAGGACGGCUUUAAGCGGGAGCAGAUCAUUGUGGAGGUCAACCUGAACAACCAGACACUUCAUGUAUCCAAAGGUGAUAACAAAACCGGAACCACAGCCGAGGACUCGGAGAGAGCUGGCAGCGACGAUGACGACGACGACGACGAUGAGGAAGAGGAGGAGGAGGAGGAGGAAGAAGACGAGGAGGAGGAGGACAGCCCCGAUGAAGAAGAGGAGGAAGAUGAUGAGGAAGAGGAGAUUGAAAGUCAAAGAACACGCUCAAAGAGAACCCGUCGUGGGGCUAGUAGCACAGCAGCUCCCAGCCAGCCACGGAGGAAGAGCCUCAGAACGGCUCUGAGCACCACCACCGCUGGAAUGACCACCAGGGGACGGCGGAAGCGUAUGGAGCCUCAAAAGAACAAACGCAGGUCAACCAGGUCAGCGCCCUCCUCUGCUGGUACCGCAGCGAUGGGAGGCAAAGCAGAGAUGGAGGAGAAGGAGAUGCUGGCGUGUGAAAAGUGCCCUCGAGUGUUCAACACGCGCUGGUACCUGGAGAAGCACAUGAAUGUCACACACAGACGAAUGCAGAUUUGUGACAAGUGUGGCAAGAAGUUUGUCUUGGAGAGUGAGCUAGCCUUACACCAGCAGACUGAUUGUGAGAAGAACAUCCAGUGUGUCUCCUGCAAUAAAUCAUUUAAGAAGCUGUGGUCACUGCAUGAGCACAUUAAGAUUGUGCACGGCUAUGCAGAGAAGAAAUUCUCAUGUGAAAUCUGUGAGAAGAAAUUCUACACUAUGGCUCAUGUCCGUAAGCACAUGGUUGCUCACACUAAGGACAUGCCUUUUACCUGCGAGACAUGUGGAAAGUCAUUUAAACGCAGCAUGUCUUUAAAAGUUCACUCACUCCAGCAUUCUGGAGAGAAGCCCUUCCGUUGUGAGAACUGUGAUGAGCGGUUCCAGUACAAGUACCAGCUGCGCUCCCACAUGAGCAUUCACAUCGGACACAAGCAGUUCAUGUGUCAGUGGUGUGGCAAAGACUUCAACAUGAAACAGUAUUUUGAUGAGCACAUGAAGACGCACACAGGAGAGAAGCCUUUUAUUUGUGAGAUCUGUGGGAAGAGCUUCACCAGCCGGCCCAACAUGAAGCGCCACCGCCGCACCCACACAGGCGAGAAGCCGUAUCCCUGCGAUGUCUGCGGCCAGCGCUUCCGCUUCUCCAACAUGCUCAAAGCACACAAAGAGAAGUGUUUCCGGGUCACCAGCCCCGUCGUCCUGCAGACGAGCGGCCCGACCGUGCCUGUCCGCAUAUUUGCCAACGCCUUCUCCUCCUCCUCUUCUUCCUCCACCUCUGGCCCCGGGCCCUCAGCUGCCACCCCGGCCACCACCUCAGCGUCCUUGGGCCUCAGCCCCACGGGAGGCCCCAUUCCUACUCAAGGCCCCGUGGGACACACAUUUGCCCACGUGCAGCUCCACUCGACGCCCGCUCACCAUCAUCCCCACCCCUCAGCGACCCAACAGCACCUCUCAAACACAGCUCAACACGCCCCGCCCCAUCCCCACCACCACCUGGCAGUGCCCCCCGUCUCUCACCUCCCCCCUCCCCCAGCUCUUUUUAAGAGUGAGCCCUUAAACCACUGUGGGCACGAAGACAGCAGCUACCUGCACCACAUGGCCCCUCCCGACAAAGGCCCCGGAGCCCCUCAGCACCACUGAACUGUGCUUGAGGUCUGCAGGCCAGCACCAGACCGCGCCUUGUUCCCUCUCUUCUCCUACUCCUGCCUCAGUUGUUAAGUUGCAAGGCAUGUCUACGGAAGAGGUUAGCAGAGAUAGUAACGUGUGUCUACACAGGAGGUUUUGGAAGUGCUCAGAGCCAGACACACAAGCACUGCAUAAAAUGCAGAGAAUCAACUUGAAGCAUAAAACAUACAGAGCCCCAAGCCUGUGUUGACGGUUUGAUUUCUAAAAAUGAAUGUGUUCUGCUGAAGCUUGAGAUGGGGGACUGAAAUACGAAGCUGAAGCGCUUUCUGUGUAGACAUGCCACAAUACAAGGAUGCUCCUGUCAAACGAGUAAAUGAUUCAAGCUAAAGAUUCAUGCACCCUCAGUGCACACAUCAUUUAAUUAAGAUCCCUACUUAGACAAACCCCACGUCCACUGACAAAGAUUUUUACAGCCUCUAGAAAUUCCCUCCUGAACAUUUUCUGCUGCAGAAAAUGGCUUUAGUGUGAGUUCUCUAUCUGUACAUUGAUGGGUGUAAACUAUCUCUUUUUCCUCAAACGCUACUGAUGGAAGCUGACGUGCAUUACCUGGGCUUCAUGGAUCCUCAAAGAUCAGUGUCCUCAAACUGUCCUCUCUGUGACUAAAGUUUGAACAUUGGCCAGGGCUUAAGCUUUCUGUGCAGGUCCUCCCCAUAGCAAUACUCCACCUGUCCUCCUAUUUGUACUGCAGAGCCCUGGGCUCCACCGAAAUGUUUAUUGAAUGUUGUAACUGGUUCUUUCUGAGCCUUUCUGUGUCCAAGACUGAGGCUUUCUGUCAGAGAGGCAACAGCAGUAGUGCAAGAUGCAGUGCCAUAGGUUACAGUAAGAAGGAGGGGAGGAAUUUUUGUAAAAGACAUUGGAAAAAGAUUUUGUAUAAUGGUGCUUUCCAUUCCAGUACAUAGAAUAUUUCUUAAUUUUACUUUUCCAUUUGACUUAUAAAAGUAUGAAACAACAACAAUGUAUUGUAUCAUAAAGAACACGUCUGCCAGGCUGACUUUUCUACAGUGGGUUUGAGUUUUGACACUUUGUGAUCAAGACAACUCUUGUUAUGCAGGACAUGCCCUGGAACCCUCACACUUAUUCAAGCACAUACAAAGAUAAAAAGACCGUCUGGUCACUGAUUUACUUGCUGUGAUCAGAGCCACCUCAGCUUUCAGUAGUGUUGGUCAACAGAUGCUUUUAGAUAAUGGAUGACUGUCAAAUACUGCCACUGUGAGGGGCCAAACACAUGGCCCCAUCAGGAUUUACCCCACCUCCCUUCGCUGCUGUCGAAACAAUACGGGUUACCAUGUUAAAGGUCAUUUAACACUCACAGUAUACACACCUGGGACCUUUUUUCCUCAAAGUUCUUAACAGGAAAUUAUGCAUAUUCCUCUCAGCCUA
Molecule: messenger RNA, 4419 nt
Organism: Mugil cephalus (flathead mullet)
Lineage: Eukaryota; Metazoa; Chordata; Actinopteri; Mugiliformes; Mugilidae
Gene: znf652
Product: zinc finger protein 652
Exons: 6
Coding region: 916-2994 (692 amino acids)
Biological process (GO): regulation of transcription by RNA polymerase II
Cellular component (GO): nucleus
Molecular function (GO): RNA polymerase II cis-regulatory region sequence-specific DNA binding; DNA-binding transcription activator activity, RNA polymerase II-specific
Source: RefSeq, a predicted model, not a curated record